Messenger RNA from Medicago truncatula (barrel medic), 2401 nucleotides. Its product is annotated as calmodulin-binding protein 60 F. Lineage: Eukaryota; Viridiplantae; Streptophyta; Magnoliopsida; Fabales; Fabaceae. The transcript is spliced from 7 exons. The coding region runs from base 245 to 2068 and encodes 607 amino acids. Gene Ontology annotation, molecular function: DNA-binding transcription factor activity; calmodulin binding; sequence-specific DNA binding. The record is from RefSeq and is a predicted model, not a curated record. Gene Ontology annotation, biological process: regulation of salicylic acid biosynthetic process. Gene Ontology annotation, cellular component: nucleus.
AUCUAUACUAAAUAAACAACUGUCCAUAUUAUUUUGUCAUCAUCCUACAAACAAACAUACAUACAUACAACCUUUCUUACUUUUGUUUCUGUUUAUCAACUCAAACUUUAAGGUUUCUUUACUUCCAAGAUUUUUUUUCUGCUUCUGUGGGAACCUUCUGGGGUGCAACAACUACUAACCUAUCUUAAGAAUAGACCAAGUUUCUAAAUUUAGAUAUUCAUUGGGAUUGGAUAAGGUUCUAGAAAUGGAAAGUUCCAUGAACAAUAAAGUUGAGAAAAGAAGUUAUGAUGAUGAGGAUGCACAAAACCAUCUUACUCAGUCAAAGAAACCAAAACUACCUGGUUUAGCUAGUGUAAUUGUGGAAGCUUUGAAGGUGGAUAGUUUGCAAAGACUCUGCUCAUCUUUGGAACCUCUUCUCAGAAAAAUUGUCAGUGAAGAAGUGGAGCGUGCUUUGGCGAAAUUGGACCAUGCUAAACUGGGUGAUAGGUCUUCGCCAGCAAGAAUAGAAGCACCAGGGGAAAAGAAUCUGCAGCUCCAUUUCAGAACAAGAAUGCCACCUCACUUAUUCACGGGAGGGAAGGUUGAGGGAGAGCAAGGAGCAGUCAUCCAUGUUGUCUUGUUGGAUCCAAACACGGGAAACGUUGUUCAAGUUGGACCAGAAUCAGUUGCUAAGUUGAAUGUUGUUGUGCUGGAAGGUGAUUUUAAUGAGGAAAUUGAUGAUGAUUGGACAAAAGAGCACUUUGAAAGCCAUGAAGUAAAGGAACGCGAGGGGAAAAGGCCACUUCUAACUGGAGAUUUGCAAGUUAGUCUAAAGGAAGGAGUAGGAACAUUAGGUGAUCUUUCUUUCACUGAUAAUUCUAGCUGGAUAAGAAGCCGAAAGUUUAGACUUGGUGUUAAGGUGGCUCCUGGAUAUUGUGACGGGAUUCGAGUGCGUGAGGGAAAGACUGAAGCCUUUGCUGUUAAAGAUCAUAGAGGAGAAUGCUAUAUUGAGGCAAAUUUUGUGUAUUUUCUGCAACUUGCAGUAUACAAGAAACACUAUCCACCUGCUUUGCAUGAUGAAGUUUGGAGAUUGGAUCGGAUAGCAAAGGAUGGUGCACUUCACAAAAAGUUGAUUCAAUCAAGAAUAGUAACUGUAGAAGAUUUCCUGCGUCUUCUUGUCCGCGAGCCUCAGAAAUUAAGAAGCGUACUUGGUAGUGGAAUGUCAAACAGAAUGUGGGAGAACACUGUGGAGCAUGCCAAGACAUGUGUCUUGGGUACUAAGCUUUUUGUUUACUACACCGAUAAAACCCAUAGCACUGGCAUUAUGUUCAACAACAUAUAUGAGCUAAGAGGUCUCAUUGCUGAUGGCCAGUUCUUCUCUUUAGAAUCACUCACUUCAAAUCAAAAGAUGUCUGUAGAUUCCUUGGUGAAAAAGGCAUAUGAUAAUUGGGACCAAGUCAUAGAAUAUGAUGGAGAAGUUUUAAAUUCUUUGACUAAUUCCAAAAGGGGAUCAAAAUCUGUAGCAGCUCAUACAAUGCAUCAGAACAAUUUCCAAGAGCAGCAGUAUGCAUCUGCAAAGGGAAGGGCGUCGUACGUGUCAUCCGAUCAAAAUCAACAUUUGCAAAUAACGAAUAACUACUCAUCCAGUUCGGAUUAUCAGAUGGUAGGGACAUCUCAAAUAGCAUUACCAGGGACCAUGAAUUACAACAUGUCAGGUGAUAAUAAUCCUGAAAUUGGAGGUAAUUAUUAUCAUGGAGACUGGUCUAGGCAGAGAAACGGACAAGGGUUGGAAGACAUUGUCGCAGAAGAACUUCGGCUUAGGAGUUCUCAGAUGUUGGAGGGUGAUGAUAUGCAGAGGUUACUUAAGACUAUUAAUGAAGGAGCUAAUUUCGGUCAUUCUAACGAGAAUUGUUACACCUACAGACUUCAGUAUGAGCCUCAGAUGUAUCAUUCGUUUGGCGAGGAUAAUGUCAAGUGCUCAGGGAAGGCUGUCGUUGGGUGGCUUAAACUUAAAGCAGCUUUAAGGUGGGGAAUAUUUAUCAGAAAAAAAGCUGCAGAAAGAAGAGCACAGCUUACUGAGUUGAACUGAGUUCAAAUGCUUGAAAUCGGAACAUUUUCUACUCGUUUCAAGCGCUUGAAAUGUAACAAAAGAAAUCUAUAAAAGACUAUAGAGGAUGAAAAAAAAAAUGUUUUGGAGAUUUGGUAUGUGAAGAAUACAACAGUUGGUUGAAGGUGAAAAUAAUGCAUAUUGUGACAAUAAAUCCACCAACUGCAGUAUUGAACAAACCAUACAAUGAGAUUAAAUAUUAGUUAGCUUUUCUGUCAUGUAAGUUGUAACAAGCUCUCAUGUUCUUAAUUUUUUUUAUUAUUACUUUGUAUUUUAAUUAUGAUCUGUAUUUUCAUUUCUUAUUUUAUUUUUUCA